This is a messenger RNA of Adineta ricciae, 1242 nucleotides long. The record is from the annotation of a GenBank genome assembly. NCBI's taxonomy places the organism in Eukaryota, Metazoa, Rotifera, Eurotatoria, Adinetida, Adinetidae.
AUGACUACUGAAAAAAAUUUAAUAUUUAUAACAUCAGAUGAAGAUUUAAUUCAUGAAAUAUCUUUAAAAAAAUCUCAAAAUACACAUUUAAUCGAUUUAGACACGGGAAAACCAAUAAUUCCAACAUUAACAAAACAUAAAUCCAAAUCAACAAAUUCGAUAUGUAUUAUUUGUGGUGAUCGUGCUAUUGGAUAUAAUUAUAAUGUUCUUUCAUGUGCUUCAUGUAAAGCAUUUUUUCAUCGAUAUGCUCAUGAAAAUCUAGAAACAAUGCAAUGUUUAAAAGGAAAAAACCAAUGUCAAAUUGAUUAUAAAGUCAAUCGAAAAUGUUUUUAUUGUCGAUUAAAUAAAUGUUUAUUAAUGGGUAUGAGAAAAGAUUUAAUUCUUAAUCAAAAACAAAUUCAAGAAAAAAGAAAAGAUUCUAAAACAAUUCAAUCUACUCAACAAUUCAAUGAAAUUGAUCAAUUUUUAAUGAAUAUCAAUGAAAAUGAUAUUAAUGAAAUUCUUCAUGAAGAUUUAAUUCUUAUUAAUAAUAUCAAAUCAUCAUUUUUAUCAAUUUUUGAAAAUCAAUAUCAAAGUUUACCUGAAAGUAUUGAUUUCUCUACUGAUGCUGCUUCAGCAAUUAUAUCAUGGGCACAAUUUGAUAGUGAAAUAGCUCUUGAAACUAUUCGAUUUUUUCGUCAAAUAAAUCAAUUUGAAAAUUUACAUUCUGAUGAUCGAUUUAUUUUAAUUAAAUAUCAUUUAUUUUCAAUUAUGCUUAUUCGUAAAUCAUUUAAUUAUCGACCAACAAAUCUUCGGAAUUCAAUUGAAAUUAAUAAAGAAAAAGAAAGAUAUACACGAAUGAAUGCACUUUUUAAUGUUUCAAAUGAUUUACAAAAUCAAAUGGAUUCAUUUAUUUGUUUAAUUAUUGAAUAUACUGAACAUGAUCCAAUAUUAUUAUCAAUUCUAUUAAUAAUUUCAUUAUUUUCUCCAACAUUAUCAUUAAAUCUAGAUGAACCAUUAUUUAAAGAUUCAUUAUCGAUUUAUCAAGCACAAAAUUUUUAUAUAAAUAUUUUAUGGAAUUAUUUAAUUCAAAAUCAAAAUGAAAGAAUUGUUUAUAAAAAAUUUCUUCAAUUAAUAACAAUUAUCUUUCGAGUUCAAUUAAUAAGUGUAACAUCUAGAAAAUUUAUUCGUGAUUAUUUAAUAAGUACAAAUAGUGUUCAUCAAAUUACAGAACUUAUGCAAACUAUUUUACAUAUUUCUUAA